AUGAAGGAUAUCCUCUUCGUCAAAAUGUGUCGGCCGGUUUGCGCGCCGCUGCCUCGGGCAAGGGCUGCAGGAGAAAGUCUGGCAACUGGAAGAAGCUCCAGACUUUCAGAGCUUCUUCUUUACUUUUUUUCUGCUGGUUGUUUCAUCGAAUAUAUCCCCUUAUUGGCUCUCUCUUCCCUACAACUGUUUCUUUCUAUCUAUCUAUCUAUCUAUCUAUCUAUCUAUCUAUGUAAAUCUGUUCGUUAUCUGUCUAUUUAUUCAUCUAAGUCUAUUCGUUAUCUAUCUAUCUAUCUCGCUAAGUCUAUUAGUUAUCUAUAUCUAUCUAUCUAUCUAUCUAUCUUUCUAAGUCUGUUCGUUAUCUGCCUAUCUAUUUAUCUGUCUAUUCGUUAUCUAUCUAUAUAUCUAAGUCUAUUCGUUAUCUAUCUAUCUAUCUAUCUAUCUAUCUAUCUAUCUACCUAUCUAUCUACCUAUCUAUCACAGAUUGUUUCUAUCUAUCUAUCUAUCUAUCUAUCUAUCUAUCUAUCUAUUAUCUAUGUCUCUUCAUAUCUAUCUAUCUAUCUAUGUAAAUCUGUUCGUUAUCUGUCUAUUUAUUCAUCUAAGUAUAUUCGUUAUCUAUCUAUCUAUCUAUCUAUCUAA
This is a messenger RNA of Acanthosepion pharaonis, 636 nucleotides long. NCBI's taxonomy places the organism in Eukaryota, Metazoa, Mollusca, Cephalopoda, Sepiida, Sepiidae. The record is from the annotation of a GenBank genome assembly.